GACUGGCGUGUCGCUGGGCGCACCACGCAAAACAAGUUUUGUUGGCAACAAAUUAAAAAGCCGGUACAAUUUUCGUUUUCCGGGGGAAUUAUCCGUGUGGAAAUGGCCCUACCACGGUGGAAUGUGGCCAGCUUCGUCGUGCUGCUCACCGUGCGGUUGCAAGCGGCCCUUUGGUCCAUCAUUUCGGAUUGCGACGAAAGUUACAAUUACUGGGAACCGUUACACUUCGUGCUGAAAGGAAGAGGAUUCCAGACGUGGGAGUAUAGUCCUGAAUUUGGCCUGCGCUCCUACGCCUAUCUAUGGCUGCACGGUGCACCGGCGAAGCUGGCCGAGCUGGUGGUGGGCAACGGAUUGGGACUUUUCUACUUCCUUCGGUGCCUCCUAGCGUUGGUAUGUGCCCUGCUAGAGUUCCGGCUGUACAAGGUCAUCAAGGUGAAGUGCGGAUCCAGCGUCGGCAACAUGUGGUUGUUUUUCCAGCUGGUCAGUCCGGGCAUGUUUAUCUCUAGCGCUGCACUGUUACCGAGCAGCUUCUCUAUGUUUAUCACCAUGGCAACCAUGGCUGACUGGAUGAGCGGGAGAUCGAGGGCCGUGAUAGCCGUAACCGCGCUUUCUGGUCUUAUAGGAUGGCCCUUUGCCGUGAUCGUGAGCAUUCCUUUCGUGCUGGAGCAGCUGAUCUGGAACCGUAAGGUAUGGGACUUUGUCAAAAACGCUCUCCUGUUUGGCUUGCUGUGGGGUGUUCCGAUUGUGCUGAUCGAUAGCCUUUACUUCGGAAAACUGACCAUUGCCGCCUUAAACCUUGUCCGGUACAAUGUGUUCACUUCCCAUGGACCGGACCUAUACGGAGUGGAACCUUCUAGCUUCUAUGUGAAGAACCUCUUGUUGAAUCACAAUUUGCUAGCUGCACUUACCGUGCUGUAUCCGCUGCUGUCCAUCGCUGCAACCGCUAUGCAGCUGAAGAUGGACAAAAGUAAGCUGUCGCCGAUGAUGGCACUGUGGAAGCUGGUUCCACUGUAUUUGUGGCUGGCGGUGUUUUUCCUUCAGCCACACAAAGAAGAAAGAUUCAUGUUUCCAGUGUAUCCUUUGUUUUCGCUCGGAGGUGCUUUAACGCUAGGGCUACUGUCCAGCAUGGCAAGCCGAGUCUUUGGAGGGAAAAGGUCGAGCGCUAUCAAUCGUACUUUAGCAAUCGCCGUCUAUGGCCUGACGCUAGUACUGGGGUUAUCCCGAAUAGUAGCAGUUUGUAUGAAUUACCAUGCGCCCAUGACGGUGUUGGGUGGACUUCCACCUACGAGCGGCGAAAUGAAUUUAUGUUACGGGAAGGAGUGGUACCGGUUUCCGGGAAGUUUCUUAUUGCCACCCAACUACCGAGUUCGUUUCAUUCGGUCGAGCUUCACCGGAAUGCUGCCGGCUUACUUUCAGGAAACGGCUAAUGGAAGCAGCGUGGUACAUAAUUACUUCAACGAUCAGAACAUCGGCCAUGAUCAUAUGCUGUUUGAUCUGUCCGGGUGUGAUUAUCUUAUCGAUUUAGACACCGGCGAAACGUUCGAUAAAGCAAAUCUCGAGCCAAACUAUUCGGCCGAUACGAGCACAUGGUUAGUGCUUCGGUCUAGUCAAUUUAUGAUCGGGUCGCGAUCAAGUACAUUGGCACGUGCGUUUUACUUGCCAUUCUUAUCACAGCGGCACGCUGUAUAUGGGAAGUACAACUUGUUAAAAAGAACAGUUGCUGGAGGCUGAUGUCGUUAAUGUUAUGUUAAAAUCUCGUUGAAACUGUGAAUAAAAUAUGCAUACCCGUGAAGGUAUCGUUCUUGGGCGGAUUAACCGCCUACCUGAAAACAUAAAU
Molecule: messenger RNA, 1837 nt
Organism: Anopheles aquasalis
Lineage: Eukaryota; Metazoa; Arthropoda; Insecta; Diptera; Culicidae
Gene: Alg9
Product: alpha-1,2-mannosyltransferase Alg9
Biological process (GO): protein N-linked glycosylation
Cellular component (GO): endoplasmic reticulum membrane
Molecular function (GO): alpha-1,2-mannosyltransferase activity
Source: RefSeq, a predicted model, not a curated record